GCCGACGUUUAUAAAAAAAUUAGAAAAUUAUGCUGUCAAAAAUUGAAAAUUAAAUUUCUAAGAUUCUCUGUCGUUAAAAGUAUUUGAUAAAUAACUUAAUGCAAAUAUAUUUGUUUUAUUUAUUCUAUAUGGUAGAAGUCAAUAAGGCAUUUAAGAUCAAUAAAGUAUACCCCGAUGUCGUAUCAGCCGUUCCAGAUAAACUAUUACAUGUCACUUACAAGGCAGAUAAUAAAGUUGAGCUGGGAAACGAACUUACACCGACUCAAGUAAUUGAACAACCUAAAGUAACGUACGAAGGAGAUAAUAAUUGUUUUUAUACAUUAAUUUUUACUGAUCCAGACGCACCCAGCAGAUAUAAUCCAAUAUAUAGAGAAUAUAUUCAUUGGCUAGUAGUCAACAUCCCUGGAUCCAAAAUAUUUCAAGGCGAAACCAUAAGCGACUAUGUUGGAUCAGCACCACUCAAAGGCUCGGGACUUCACAGAUACGUGUUUCUACUAUACAAACAACCUGAAAAACUGAAAUUUGACGAGCCCAAACACAGCCCUACCGACGGAAAUCGCGGAAACUUCAACAUCGAAAACUUUGCGAAAAAAUAUAAAUUGGGUAACCCCAUCGCUGGCAACUUCUACCAAGCUAUGUGGGAUGAUUCUGUACCAGCUAGUCGCAAAAAGCUUGGGAUUUAGUUCAAUUUGAACGUAUUGAUGGCAUCAAGUGACGAAGAACUACCUCCAUCUAUCCUCGACGUUGUCAAUUAUCUUAAUUUGUUACCGGAAAAAUCAGCAAACAGGUACAAGAAAGAAUACAAUAUUUUUAUGAGUUGGUGUAAAGAAAAAAGUGUAAAUAGCUUAAAAGAAGAAGUGUUUUUGGCUUAUUUUAUUAGUCUAUCCAAAAUCUGCAAACCAAAUACUUUGUGGUCCCGCUAUUCCAUGCUCAAGUCAGUAUUAAAAAUUGAAAAAAAUGUCAAUAUAGGCGAUUAUUUUAAGUUAACAGCAUAUUUGAAGAAAAAAGCGUAGGAUUCAGUUGUACGUUCAAUAUAAACAUUGUAAAUAAUAAAUAAAUAUAAU
This is a messenger RNA of Diabrotica virgifera virgifera (western corn rootworm), 1064 nucleotides long. Its product is annotated as protein D3-like. NCBI's taxonomy places the organism in Eukaryota, Metazoa, Arthropoda, Insecta, Coleoptera, Chrysomelidae. Bases 99 to 683 code for a protein of 194 amino acids. The record is from RefSeq and is a predicted model, not a curated record. The transcript is spliced from 4 exons.